AUCUGAUCGUGUCGCUUGCAGGUCCAUCCAGUACGUUAAUGUUGUGUCCGGUGUUUUUGUUGUAAGGGCAGUAGGAAGAAAAUUGUAGUGAAUGUAAAUUUGCUCGUUGACAGAAUUAUUUAUUGUGAAACGUUGUAUGUUUUGUUUGGAUUCGAAUGAUUUACUCAUGAAAUUGUGGAAAAAUAUAAGCUCCGUAUACGUAAAGAUAAAGCCAGCAAAAUCCAUGUGGCCUGGCGAUAGCUAUCUUCGGUCGACCAAUUGACGAUUGCAGUGGAACGCACACUUUGACACAUCCGGAGCAUGCAUGGAGUCUGGCAGAGAUACCAUCCGUCGUUAGCAAUCGAUCCGACGAACAGUUGUAGCAGAGCUGGAAAGUGCAGAGCACCGUCGCGGUGAAAAAAUCGAUUUUCAAAUUCAUUGUGUAUCAACAAGCAGCUUCCGUCACUUGGAGAAUCACAUGUGAGAUACUGUUCUGCUGAUGUAUCGGAUUUUUACAAACGGGGGUGAAAGUUAACUCUGCUCGGUUCCACAGUACACUAGCUGCUCGCCACGAUAAGCUGCUUUGCUUUGUAAUUACAGUUGAGUUACAGUUAAAAAUUAUUUAAAAUUGAAAAAAAGUAAUCGAAAGUAAUAUCAAAUAGAUACCACAAAAUUUGUUAAGCAGUGUGUGUUAAAUAAGACGAGCAGUUAAACCAAAUCGAACAAAAUUAUUUGGUUUUCUUAUGUUAUGUUGCAUGACUCAUCUUGAAUCAGGCAAUCGAUAAAUCAUAAUUAACACGACGACAAUGGCCUAUGGUGCUCGGACUGCUUGGACUUCUUGAAUUCCGAACAGUAACUAAGGUACGGGCGCAAGCUAAACGGGUACUCCAGUUUCGAUUUUUUUAUUAUGCCUAUAUCGGACAAACCCCGACCGAAUCAUCCGCUGAAUGCCAAAAAGCCAAUUCCAGCAACACCAAAUCCGUGGGUAGCAGGUGGACCACCGGGCGGGAAGGACGCCGUCCUGGUGUUCCGAACGACUGCACUCUCGCCGGUCAAUACCAGCAGCGAUGAUCUCUCAGAGCCCACGCCUAGCGCCUCCUCGGGUGUUGCCACUGCCAGCUCAUCCGACACUCCAGGCACCUCCGGUUCCUCGGCGGGCUCCACCAAAGAACCUACCGCAACCACUAGUGAUAAGAUAGCUAACAAUUUGAAAAUACUCGCGACACUGCCUAAAAAUUUCAACGUUCAACGAAAAUCCAAUAGUAUUAGCAGCACAACCACUAGCACUAGUAACGAAGAUGAUGACGACGAUGACGAUGAAGAGGACGAAGAGGACGACGAUAAUGAUGACAACGAGCAGGACGCUGAGGGUGACACGGACGAGGAAGAUAAUGACGAGGCGGCCACCUCGCAGGACGAGGCUGGUCCUUCGUCAGCGGCAGGUACGAGUAGCAAAUCGAAAAAACGCCAGUUGGAAUCAUCGUCCUCGUCCAGCUCGUUAAGCAAUGAUUCCAUGGCUAGCAGAGACGGCGAUGAUACCGAGGUGGAGUUGCCCACCUCCAAAUCGGAACCGCUGCUCGCUGCGGUAGAGAAAAAAAUAUCCCGAAAAAGUCAGGAAAACAAGGAAAACCAAAACAUAGACAAAACGGAAAUGCCAGCCGCCCAACUCAAUAUCUACUACAAAUUCGUGAAUACCGAAACGCGACUGCUGCGAAAGAUACUGAACGCGCACGGAAUGGCGGAGAGCGGAUCGGAUUCGUCCGAUUUCAAUCUACUGUGGACCGGUAUACAUUUGAAGCCGGAUAUUUUGCGCAACCUGGCGCCUUACCAGCGAGUUAAUCAUUUUCCGAGAUCGUACGAGUUGACGCGAAAGGAUCGGUUGUAUAAAAACAUCGAGCGAAUGCAGCAUCUGCGAGGUUUGAAGCACUUCGACAUAGUGCCGCAGUCGUUCCUGCUGCCACAGGACUACAAGGAACUGAUUGCUGCCCACAAUAAGUGCCGUGGUCCGUGGAUUGUGAAACCGGUUGCCUCCAGCCGGGGACGGGGAAUCUUCAUCGUCAACUCGCCGGACCAGAUUGCUUCAUACGAGCAGGUUGUGGUCGCAAAGUACAUCACCGAUCCGCUCUGCAUCGACGGUCACAAGUGUGACAUUCGGCUGUACGUUGCAGUUACCUCGUUCGAUCCCCUGAUUAUCUACCUCUACGAGGAGGGUCUCGUACGUUUGGCAACAGUGAAGUACGACCGAACCGCAGAGAACCUAUGGAAUCCGUGCAUGCAUUUGUGCAACUACAGCAUCAACAAGUACCAUACGGACUACAUAAAGUCGAAUAAUGCCGGUGAUGAGGAUGUGGGACAUAAAUGGACUCUAAGCGCAUUGCUGAGACAUUUGCGCAGCCAAGGUUGCAAUACGGAACAGUUGAUGUUGAACAUUGAGGACUUAAUUAUAAAGGCGAUUUUCUCUUGCACUCAGCCGAUUGUGGCAGCAUGUCGAAUGUUCGUACCACACGUCGGAAACUGCUUUGAGCUCUAUGGGUUUGAUAUUCUGAUAGAUGAUACGCUGAAACCAUGGUUGCUGGAAAUCAAUCUUUCGCCUUCGCUUGGCUGUGAUACUCCCUUGGAUACGAAGGUGAAAGCUUGUUUGCUAACAGACCUACUAACGAUGGUAGGAAUUCCGGCCAUCAGUCCUUUGCAGAAAGCUUGCUAUGACAGCAAAGGCCAAAAAAUAAGGAACUUAACGACACCCUACAGAAGAGUCAACUCAGCCGAUUUUGUACACAAUACCGGUACAAGUGGAGGGAAAAAGGACUCCCACGCUCAGCAGAAUGAGCCAUCAUCAAAGAAGCUGCAGACAACGCUUAGUGCACUAACAACGGAAGAGCUAAAAAUUGUCCGUUUUGCUCGUUCACAGUACGAAAGGCGUGGUGGGUUUGUGAGAAUAUUUCCCACUAGCGAUAGCAUGAUGCGUUACGCUUCGUUUCUGGAUCCGAUAACCGGAGUUCCCACUUCGGCCAUCACGUCGUCCGGUAGUGGCACCUACCUGAUGGUCAUCCCGCACAACUACAAUCAAAUGCUGCACACGCAGCUUUUUUCGCAGGGCAGUGAAUCGGAAAAUCGAAUCAUUCAUCGAAUCCAGAAGUACGAACGUGCAUUGGAAAGCUCUCUUCCCAUAACGAUCGGUCCGAAACAUACGGCUCCGAAGUGCGUUGACGAAGCAAAACGGCUGCGAUUGCAAAUCAGAAAGCUUAUUGAAGCGGGUCAUGAAAUGAGCAUCUUGCAAUCCAGGCGAGCCUUUGGUCUGUAUCUGGAAUACAUUCUGAAGAGGCUUUCGUCCGAACCAAAGCACAGCCACGAGGAGUUGGUGAUGAAGUUUCUGUAUCGCGUUGGGGCGCACAUGAAAACACCUUUCUUUUUUCGCAAUUUCGGCAAUAAAGCAUUAGGCAAGGAUCGGGGAGCGAUGGUUGCGAAACAGCUGGGCGACUACUUGCACCUGUAUAACAAGGAAACGGAAGCGUUUGUAGACUCUUUCGACAUGGUAGGGAUGGUUCCGAUCAAGCUGUUCAAUGAAUUUCUGAUGCAGGCCAGCGAAACAGACGUGGAAUCGGUGCUAACGUUGCACACCAAUCUCACCCAGACGAUGCCGUUCCUGUACACCGGGCUGUCCUCUAGUGUCCCGCCGGCGCCUCCCAUUCCGGUGGGGGCGCACGGUUUUCUCAAAGCACUGCCCUGCAUGGCUCCGGGCGGAGCCAAUAAAGAGCUAAUUCGGCUUGAUCCGUACUACAAGAUCAGUGAGGCUAGCCGAACCAGUCGUACUGGGUUCAGCACUGCCGGACGGGCGGACUUUCGGAGCGACAAAAGUAUGCGGCUGUCACCGAUCAAGCGGAAACCUCCGGUCGGUAAUAUGGUUAAGUCGUCCCGCGAACGAGAUCAGCGAUCCAACUGGUUGUACUAGAGGAAUGAUGGGCGAGGCUGUUUGUUGUUUAUUUUUCUUCAUGAAGGUAGUUUUUUCGUUUUGUCCUGCUUAUGAUGAUUUUUCUUAUCCGCUGUUUGGAACGAAAGUAAAACAUUCCAUUAAGUUUUUGGUUAUCUUUCUUGUCUUACUUACUAAAUAAUAUUAUAAACCACUUUAUUUUUCUUUGAUAUUCUUACACUCGUUAUGCUAGUUGCAUCAUAUUUCUUUUUCAUGUGAUAAUGGUUGAAUUCUUUUGGCCCCUUCUGACACACUUGACUUUCUUAAUAUAAUUUCGGUCAUUUUCUUUAACCAUCGCAAAAAAAUCAAAAUAGGCUUGUAUGGAUCACUUGUAGAGCUGAUUUUCAAUCACAAUAUAGCUGAAUGAAGUAAUGCUGUGCUUUUGUACAAAUUGUGCUAUAAGGCAGGUCUUCCAUUGCAGCUAGUUCUCAUUUUGAUGGCAAUUGGGCAGCGUUACUAUAGAUGCUAUUUGGCCCUACAUGUGUAUCAUUCUCACAUUUGCUGAUAAAGUUGAAUUAGAGGAAGCAAAUUUAAAUAAGGGAGUCAAUUCUAUUCAAAGUUAUAAUAUAAAUUUUAGUACACACGUCUGACGGAUAAAGUAACCGACGUUGGUCAUAAAAACAAUAAAAAAUUAUUACUUGAAUUACCUUCUUAAAUAUUUUACUUAGAGUUAUCAAUGUUGAGAUUAUUUGCAACAGAUAUUUGAUUUUGAAACUAGCGUGAUUGAUGUUUAACAAUAAAUCGCCAGUGUCUGUUUUGAACUUCGAAGUUCGAAUAGUCGUACUGAUGAAAUUUUUGAAUGCAUUAUCUUGAUUUUUCAUCAUUGAUUAAUAUUGGAAAGUGGAACUACUAUCCCACAGCUACAUCUUGUAUUAUCAAAAUCACUUUGUUUCAAUAUUGAUACUCAACAUACAUCAUUUUUACAAUAUCAAAUUAAUUAUUUAUUAAUGUUUUAUUUAUUAGUUACAGUGUGGUGCUAUUUUCAUAUUUCUGUCCCUUUUUUGCUCGGUCUUUAACUACAAUUGCAGCCAUAAAGUACGCAGAUUUCGAUCCUAGUCGUAUAAUGUAACCUGAUUAUUGACAAACACGAACAGAGGGAUGCUGUCAAUGGCGUCCGUGCUAACUAGAAUAUUGUUCUACUUUCGCCAAGUGAACGAUAUCAUAGGAGCUAUUUGAAGAUGAUAAAUUUAUUCGUUAAAACUUAAGCACAGAAACAAUCGUCAUACGCUCUAACAUAUAGUACGCUACUUUAAAAAAGUUUAUUACGGAACUAAUAUCGAUAUAUUAAUAAAGAAUAAAGAUAGAUUAUAGACACAAAAAUGACACCAUAUUUUACCGUAAGCCAAAGAUUUGGUUUUAGCAAAAACAAACAGGCGUAGUUUUUCUUUUUGUAAGAAGAAAGUGAAACUGAAUCUAGUCACUCAGUAGCGUUUUCACUUAUAUUAUUCGGAAAGGUCAAUGGACAACGCAAGUGAUAGAUUUCGCAGAUUUAGUUCUUCGUCUGGUGAAUAUUCAAUCAUGCUUAUCACCACUUCCGGGUUGUUGUACCGCUGGUACAUAAUAAAUAUUCGGCCCUUUAAUAGAGAAAACAAAUGAACGCCUAGCAUUAUCAAAGGAAGCAACAUAAGUCCAAAGCAUAUAUUUUUGAUAUUAAAAGUUGAAAAUUACUAGUGAACAGAGUAAUCAACACUCGUAGAAACUGCUGUAACACUCACUAAGUAUUAGGCUUAGUAUGAAUUAGAAACGGCCUUUGGGUGGCGCGAUUUCUUCGAAAUUGUUGGUUAUAAAUUACACAAAAAAAAAACAUUAACUACUAACAACAUUUGCUUCUAUCUCUAGCGAUAGUAAAUUGCACAGCACAAAUUUACAAUAAUUGAACAAACAGAAUUUUAAGCACAAUACAAUAAAUGAAAGUUCACUUGUUAAAACCGGCUUCGUCCAGAAAAUUGUUAGAAAACUUUAAACAAACAAAAAACGCUUUUAUAGUUUGACUAAACACAGCACAGAGCAAUGCCAUUCGGCAGGUGUCUUCCAUACGAUAUGGAUUCCAGCAAUCAGGCAGUCGAGAAUCGCACGCUUUUUAACUGCUUUUAAUCGAAAGAGAAAAUUAAUCAAAAGAAAUCAUAUCGAUAGCUAAUCCGGCCAUUUACACGCGUACACUGAAAAGCUUACAAGUAGUGCUUUUGUAUUUCCUAACCGCUUUGCAGUGUUCCCAUUACGAACGUACAUACCAAAUCAAGCAAAUUCUCAUUGAUGCAUUUUACUCCUGUUACAUAAUUCCAAACCAAGCAAACCUAUAAACAUACCUACCUACCAAAUCAAGCUCGAUACUCUCGUAUUAAUUACCGAAUUCCCGUUCGAUCAGGCUAUUCUCCGUACCAAGAACAUCGAGAAAGACAAAACAAUUUAGUAUCACUUUGCGUGAUUUCUCCCGCACGGGAAGAAAAUGUUCAAUAAAGCAAAAAUCAAUUUCAAUAAAACUUACU
This is a messenger RNA of Sabethes cyaneus, 6432 nucleotides long. RefSeq names its product tubulin polyglutamylase TTLL5 (gene TTLL5). Gene Ontology annotation, cellular component: cilium. NCBI's taxonomy places the organism in Eukaryota, Metazoa, Arthropoda, Insecta, Diptera, Culicidae. The transcript has 6 exons. The coding region runs from base 887 to 3928 and encodes 1013 amino acids. The record is from RefSeq and is a predicted model, not a curated record. Gene Ontology annotation, molecular function: tubulin binding; tubulin-glutamic acid ligase activity. Gene Ontology annotation, biological process: microtubule cytoskeleton organization; protein polyglutamylation.